Molecule: messenger RNA, 1160 nt
Organism: Maniola jurtina (meadow brown)
Lineage: Eukaryota; Metazoa; Arthropoda; Insecta; Lepidoptera; Nymphalidae
Product: probable rRNA-processing protein EBP2 homolog
Exons: 5
Coding region: 170-1120 (316 amino acids)
Biological process (GO): rRNA processing; ribosomal large subunit biogenesis
Cellular component (GO): preribosome, large subunit precursor; nuclear periphery; nucleolus
Source: RefSeq, a predicted model, not a curated record
CUGCACGUUGAAUUUCAAUUUGAGAUUCUUGGAUUCUUGAUGGAAUUUUUAGGUUAUGACUUAAGUUGUGUGAUUGUAAGAAAAGAAACAAAAGGAAUGAUUUUAUUUAUUAAUAGCAAAAGGCUUUGAAAAGUUUAUUUAAACAUUGUUCUAGUUAAUAAACGUCAGAAUGAGCGAUUUCGUAAUGAACUAUAGUGACACAGAUAUUGAUUCGGAUGAAGAAUUGCAAGAGGCUUUUGCGAAAGGAUUACUUAAGCCAGGUCUAAAUGAGGAAAUAGAGAAAGUACAGAAGAAUUAUGUAAACAAUGUAGCAGACUUGAAGGCAAAGUUGAAGGAGUUUGAGUUGAAACUGCCUUGGUUGGAAACCGUUGACUUGGUUACAACAGUGGCCCCAAUGGCUCCAGAUAUAGCCUUGCAAAUGCAACAGACAGCACAAAGGAGGAGGAAUGUGGUGGAGAACACAAAAGGCCACAAGUUAUAUGACCCCACCCAGGACCCGGUGCUCAAUGAGUUCAAGAGAGAGAACCUCUUACACAGACAGGCACAAGCUGCAGUAUUGGAUGGCAUCAAGAGGCUUAAGGAAUUGAAUAUACCGACAAGAAGGCCAGAUGACUAUUUCGCGGAGAUGGCCAAGUCAGAUGAGCACAUGCAGAAAGUGCGCAAGAGUCUAAUGAGCAAGCAAGCGGCGCAGGCGCGCACGGAGAAGGUGCGCCAACUGCGCGACCAGAAGAAGAUCGCUAAGAGAGUACAGAUUGACUCCAAGUUGAAACAGGCCACUGACAAGAAACAAAUGCUAGAACAACUGAAGAGGGUGCGUAAGGGGAAAUCUACAGACCUAGACUUUUUGGACGACAAUAAGGGCAAAAAUACAAGCAAAGGCAACCCAAACAAUGCAAAGGGCAAAAGAGUCAACAAGAAACGGGAAAUGAAAGACAGCAAGUUUGGAUUUGGGGGCAAAAAGAAGGGUUCAAAGUCAAAUACAAGAGAGUCAACAAAUCAAAUGGAUGGAUUCAACAGUUCGGCUAAAAAGAAACCGUUUAAUUUCAAGACUAAAAACUUUAAGCCUAAUAAAAAGAAUGUAAGACCUGGGAAAUCUAAAAGGAAAAAUGCUAAGAGAUAAUUUUAAGGGUUUUUUACUAAUAAAUCUAUUGGAAUUCAAA